AUGCGAAAAUUUCGGGUGCCAUUACGUUUUCUGCUGAAACGAUCCGGUACUGUAAUUCUGCGAUAUGGUCGGCCAGUGUUAAAAAGUGAAGUGCUUGGUCGUGGUUUAACGCUCUGGGGGCGAAUUAUAAUACGACCGCUUGCGUUAACAGGUUAUCAGAAGAACUGGAGAAAUAACCAUUUAUUAGGUAUUAAUCGGCGAUACACUUCUCUAUUGAAAAUUUAUUCUAACCUUGAAGUUUCGGAAAGGAUUAAGAAGUUAUUUCUAACAAACGCGAGAUAUAACAGCGGAUUGCGAGCUACGAAAGUACCCAACAGACUUGAGGAUUAUGAAAUAGGUAGCAAUAUUGCUUGCGGUUGUGAUGCUGCCGUAUAUGAAGCGCGUAUACGUAAAUUGGAGAAAGCUGAGAGGCUUCCUUCCAGUAUUUCUGCAAAUUUACCCUUCACUUCAUCUUUUUUGGAAAGAAAACAGUCGGUUACGGAGGAUCCUGUUGUCGCAUACCCAUAUGCACUGAAAAUAAUGUAUAAUUAUGAAUUCGAUGCAUCAGAAAGACAUCUGUGGAUGGAUAUGGGUACCGAAUUAGUGCCAUUAAUCGAAAGACCUCCAGAGCUUACUGGUUAUAUGGCCAAUAUGAGCUUUUUGCCGCAUGCGCAUCCGAAUAUAGUGCAAAUGUAUAAGGCAUUUACGGACUGCAUGCCAGUACUGGAAGAUGCUCGACGUUUAUACCCGGAAGCUUUGCCAACAGCUGAUUUUUAUGAAUUAAUUGUUGAUGAACCGAGAACUUUAUUUAUAGUUAUGAGAAGGUACCGAAUGACCUUACGAGAGUACGUACUUACGCAUAAAAGAAAUUAUUGGUUUGGUAAAGUUAUGUUUGGACAACUCCUGGAAGCAAUUGUUUAUCUCUACAGUCAUCGAAUCAGUCAUCGCGAUAUAAAAUCAGACAAUAUUCUACUCGAUUUUGACUCCGAUGAUGAUGUUCCACAUUUGGUAUUGAGUGAUUUUGGUUGCGCAUUAGCAACGGGAAUCUGGAAAGUACGUUACGAUACUGAUACAGUCUAUCUUGGAGGAAAUUUGGCACUAAGAGCUCCAGAAAUUCGUUGUGCUCAACCAGCUCCGAACAAUUGGGUUGAUUUUCAUAUGGCAGAUCUUUGGGCUGCUGCUACAAUUGGAUACGAAAUUUUUACCAGGCAACAAACAAAUCCAUUCUACAGUCGUAUGAGAAGUGAUCAAUAUGCGGAAUGCGAACUACCACCAUUGCCGAAGAAGAUGGAUUGUUCGGUAAAAGCGAUUAUUCGAAGUAUGCUGCAAAUUGAUCCGAAUAAACGGCCAAAUCCAUCUGUUGCGGCAAAUGUUCUUAGUAUAUCGUUAUUUCGCUUUGGUCAUAAUUUGCGGGAACUCUUUGAUGAUUGUGGUUUUGAUGAAACACUAUUUGGCGGAAAAAUUAACGAUCUGAAAAAUGCUGCAAGUAAAACUCUAAAAGCGCUCGAAGAAAAGGUGAUAACAUCAGUGAAUGAUUUCGUUCUUCUGUUUGCUGCGGAGACAAUAUUGGCUCGAAAUAUUCAUCCAAAUGUAAUCAGUACAGCGGAAUUGCAGCUGCGUGCAACAUUUCUUUCUCGAAUUGAUCACGAAUGUAUUUGGUCAGCUUUAAGCUAUUUCUACAACAGAGACAAUUUAUCAGGAAAUCAUCCGACUGUUUUUACUACAGAAAUGGAAGAUUUAACAUUUGCAGCUGGCGAUGCAAUAAAUUCUGUAAAUAAUCUUAUAAACCCAUAAAUUUCUCUGCUUUU
Molecule: messenger RNA, 1787 nt
Organism: Loa loa (African eye worm)
Lineage: Eukaryota; Metazoa; Nematoda; Chromadorea; Rhabditida; Onchocercidae
Product: NKF2 protein kinase
Exons: 13
Coding region: 1-1773 (590 amino acids)
Biological process (GO): autophagy of mitochondrion; regulation of apoptotic process; positive regulation of mitochondrial fission
Cellular component (GO): mitochondrion
Molecular function (GO): protein serine/threonine kinase activity; ATP binding
Source: RefSeq, a predicted model, not a curated record